CUGUGAGCUGCAGCAGGCCUCUGGUGGUGUUGGUAUAAAGUCAGCUAAUGCCUCCGAAAAAGAAAACUUUUGUCAAGAGAAAGAAAAAAAAGGUCACCAAAAAAGAGACUCAGAAAACAUCUGAGAAUAACAAGAAUCUUCCAGAGCCUCUUAAAGCUGAUUUUGUACCAUCGCCCUCUGUGCUGAGGGAAAAGAUACUGACUUUUCUUCAGGAAUGGAAAGAUGAACAGCAGGAGAUGGCUAAGAGAGAACUGUCAGACAAAAUUCACCAGGAACUGACAGCCCAGGACAUAAGGGAUCUCAGGCUAGUGUUUGACACUACUGACACAAGGAAUGCAGGGUAUCUUAAUUCCAACGAAGUCUGUACAGCUCUGCAAACUUUAGGAUUUCUUGUCAACCAACAUGACCUGAAGAAAACGAUGAGGAAUUUGAAACUUUCUAAAGAAGAGGGAGUAAGUUUCUCUGAUUUCCUUCAGAUUGUAAUGGAGCACCAAGGAGAUUCGAGAGACACUUACGAGGAGAUUAAACUGGGAUUUAGUCUCUUUGACUGUGAUGGUGAUGGGAAGAUUACUUUUGACAAUCUCAAAGAUGCUUGCAAAUCUGCAGGUGUCCACUUUUCACAUCAUGACUUGCGGGAGAUGAUCAAGGAAGUGGACACAAAUGGUGAUGGUACAGUUGACAUGGAAGAGUUCAUCAAUCUCAUGCUACAAACAAACUUGUUCUGACUGGUGAACCACUUGGACAUUUUCAUUCAGUUGGCAUGUUCACUCCCAUUCAAAUUUUAACCAUUUCUCUCUGUAUCUGGUCAAAUCUGCCUGAGCAUGAACAAAAAAGGGCACAGCUGUUUUCAAGGUACAAAUAAAAACUUUACACCUUCAUCUGUUGUUGAACACUUUG
Molecule: messenger RNA, 897 nt
Organism: Chiloscyllium plagiosum (whitespotted bambooshark)
Lineage: Eukaryota; Metazoa; Chordata; Chondrichthyes; Orectolobiformes; Hemiscylliidae
Cellular component (GO): myosin II complex
Molecular function (GO): calcium ion binding
Source: RefSeq, a predicted model, not a curated record